ACGUGCAUCUCGUCGUAAACCUUGGCGAUCGAGUGGUCCUUUGGUGUACUGACCAAGAUUUGAGUGAGCUUCAAGGGAGUGUUAUCCUAACCUGGGAGAAAAGCCACAAGACCAUACCAGCAGAUGAUCCACGACUGAAUACGAUAGCAAAUGGCACUUUAGAACUCAACAAUGUACAAAGAGAGGACGGGGGGAUCUACCGUUGCACUGUCAAAGCGGGAGAGUUUCAAAGUAUAAACACCACGUACCUUUUCGUCAGAGACACUUACAAACAUCCCAACCCCACUUCCAAUAAGAUGUCUCCUCUACAAACACAGAUUGAGGCCAUGUUGAGUGGUAACCACUCCAUCGACGUAACCACGGUCAUUACACAAUUUGUCACCUUGACAAGGCCUGGAAACGAGCAAAGACUCAACGCAAAAGAACUGUCUAAAUCCGUGGACAUACUUGAACUACUGGUAACAUACAAUUCCCUGCAGAACAACGGGGCUUUUACCAAACCCGCUGACCGACGGAACAUCUUGGUGGCAGGGAGCAAUUUACUGGACGAAGAGAAUACUCAAACAUGGCUACAAUUACAAAGGAAUCACGAAAACGUCACCGAUGUUCUUUUAGAAACAAUGGAUGAGUUUGCCUCUCAAAUAAGCAGUCAGCUGGGCAGUUCAAUCAAUUCCACUUCAUUUGUCCUCUCAUCAAGAAACAUCGGCAUCAGAGUCGAUCGAGUUGACACAAUCCAAACGCUCGCCGUCGAUUUCUCUCAAUAUGGGGCAUCCGUCCUGUUUCCUGGUUCAGUGUUCGCCAAUAGUUCCACAAACAUAGUAGCAGUCGUUGCCUACAAUUCACUGCACAAUUUUUUCAGACUUGAAAGAGAGGCAUCCGAUAAUGAACAGGAAAAAAGGCCAGAGACCUCGAGAAUCAUUUCCGCUAAAAUCAUCCCUCGUCCAACGAGUCCUCUGAGAGUACCAUUCAAACUGGUUUUUGAUCACAACAACAAGGGCGGUGAUUUGAUUGGACAAUGCGUCUUCUGGGAGAUCGGCCAGUCGCACCGAACGUGGCAAACACGUGGAUGCGUGCGCGUGGAUCAUGAGUCAAACGCGCGUUCAACCACGUGUGAAUGUGACCACCUGACGAUUUUUUCAGUUUUGUUGAACAACGAGCCGAUAGAUGGCGGUGAGCAGCAUCAACCUUACUUAGGGUAUAUUUCCACAACAGGCUGCGCGUGCUCUCUGCUGUUUCUUCUGCUGACCUUUGCCGUGAUCAUAUUGUACUGGAAACGAGUAAAGAGCGCCCGCACUAUAAUUUUAUUGAACCUGUGUGUAGCUAUUGCUGCCUCCUGUCUUUUUAUCAUCCUAGCUGAUCACGCACGAAGGCCUAAGGUAUUAUGCACCAUCACGGCCACAUUUCUCCAUUACUUCCUGUUGUCUGUGUUUUCGUGGAUGCUGUGUCAUGGAGUUAUCUUGUACUUCCUAAUCAUAAAAGUGGAAACUCGAGAAACUCUUGAACCAAAGAUGAAAUGGCUCUACGCAUUAGGAUGGGGCUCCCCUCUAUCAAUAGUCGCUGUUUCUCUCAUAGUUACUGGUACUGAAGUUAACGCAGCGAAUAAUUGCUGGCUGACUACGAAGCAUGGAGUCAUUUAUUGGGCGUUUGCCGCUCCAGUCGCAACAGUUAUAACUAUCAAUUCAAUCUUGUUAAUUUUCUUGCUGCGCCAAAUAAACAGAGCUGCACAAUUUAAAGCCAGCAUGUCACGUGCCAGGCCAUGCGCCAAGCAGGUGAAGGCCUGGUUACGACGAACUGCAAUGCUGCUGCCAGUCCUGGGAGUCACGUGGUUAUUUGGCUUUUUGACGUUCAUUUCCUCUACAGUUGUGUUUCAUUAUCUGUUCACCAUCUUGAACUCACUUCAGGGAUUUUUCAUAUUCGUCACUUUUUGCAUUCUAGAUGAUGCAGUUAAGGAGACCUUAAUUGGUACAUUAUGUAAGCGGAACGCCGUGUCGUCUAAAGAACAGUCAACGUUGAACUCCAAGAACGCUGUGCGAAGCAUCUCUGUCACACGAAUUCAAACAGUUCAAAAUGCAAGAACUACAGCUGCAAAUCAACACGGAGGAACAUACAACUUUUCCAGCGAUACUGAGCAAUCGAAAGUAUCAGGACCAAAAAUGCAGACAUGGAUUGUAGCUGAUAUAAAAUGAGAUGACUGAUUCUGUGAGAGAGAAAUUUAAAGAGGCCCUGCUAUCAAGGUUGCCUAUGGCGUUACCCCGUCGUUUGAUCACGGCAGCCGUUUUAGUCUUAG
Molecule: messenger RNA, 2287 nt
Organism: Pocillopora verrucosa
Lineage: Eukaryota; Metazoa; Cnidaria; Anthozoa; Scleractinia; Pocilloporidae
Product: adhesion G-protein coupled receptor D1-like
Biological process (GO): cell surface receptor signaling pathway; adenylate cyclase-activating G protein-coupled receptor signaling pathway
Cellular component (GO): plasma membrane
Molecular function (GO): G protein-coupled receptor activity
Source: RefSeq, a predicted model, not a curated record